Messenger RNA from Chanos chanos (milkfish), 1557 nucleotides. RefSeq names its product solute carrier family 18 member 2 (gene slc18a2). Gene Ontology annotation, cellular component: synaptic vesicle membrane; terminal bouton. Gene Ontology annotation, biological process: aminergic neurotransmitter loading into synaptic vesicle; transmembrane transport; xenobiotic transport. The coding region runs from base 1 to 1557 and encodes 518 amino acids. The record is from RefSeq and is a predicted model, not a curated record. The transcript has 15 exons. Gene Ontology annotation, molecular function: xenobiotic transmembrane transporter activity; serotonin:sodium:chloride symporter activity. Lineage: Eukaryota; Metazoa; Chordata; Actinopteri; Gonorynchiformes; Chanidae.
AUGGGAGUUCUAGACGCACUGAGAGAUUUUAGUCUGUUGACAUGGCUUAGAGAAGGAAGACAGUCUCGAAGGCUGAUUUUGUUAAUUGUUUUCAUCGCUUUAUUGUUGGAUAAUAUGCUGUUAACGGUGGUCGUACCUAUUAUCCCCAGCUACUUGUAUGCAGUGGACGAUGAGGCAGCCUCCACAGCCAAGACUAACUCGGUCACCUCAUACACACCUUCCGGAACAUUCCAGACAAUUGUGUCCCUCUAUGACAAUUCUACCAAAACGACCAGUGGUGGAGCUGAGCUCACCACCGUUAAGCCACUGAGCCAAAUUCCAUUCACCUCUACUGCAAUAACUCCACACAAUACGACCGACUGCCCCAAGGGUGAUGAACAACUGCUUAAUGAGAAUGUAAAAGUGGGGCUGCUGUUUGCAUCCAAAGCCACAGUGCAGCUGCUUACAAACCCUUUCAUAGGGCCUCUUACAAACAGAAUAGGCUACCAGAUCCCAAUGUUUGCUGGGUUCUGUAUUAUGUUCGUCUCAACAAUCAUGUUUGCCUUCUCAUCGAGCUACGCUCUGCUGUUUCUGGCCAGAUCUCUACAAGGUGUUGGUUCAUCCUGUUCAUCAGUGGCUGGGAUGGGGAUGCUGGCAAGUGUGUACACUGAUGAUGAAGAAAGGGGCAACGCUAUCGGGAUUGCAUUAGGAGGACUUGCCAUGGGAGUUCUGGUUGGCCCUCCCUUUGGCAGUGUAAUGUAUGAGUUUGUAGGGAAGACAGCUCCCUUCCUUAUCCUGGCAGUGUUGGCGGUGUUAGAUGGAGCUCUCCAGUUGUUUGUUCUGCAGCCAUCAAAGGUAGAACCGGAGAGCCAAAAAGGAACCCCACUACUGACCCUAAUGAAAGAUCCAUACAUCCUAAUCGCUGCAGGCUCCAUUUGUUUUGCCAAUAUGGCUAUCGCCAUGUUGGAGCCAGCCCUGCCUAUUUGGAUGAUGGAAACAAUGUGCCCCAGAAAAUGGCAGCUAGGUGUUGCUUUUGUGCCAGCCAGCGUCUCCUACCUUAUUGGAACCAACAUGUUUGCUGUUCUUGCACACAAAAUGGGAAGAUGGCUGUGUUCACUUAUUGGCAUGCUGUUGGUGGGGAUCAGCAUACUGUGUGUGCCUCUUGCCAAGAACAUAUAUGGACUGAUAUUACCAAAUUUUGGAGUUGGUUUUGCCAUUGGCAUGGUGGACUCCUCCAUGAUGCCCAUCAUGGGUUACCUGGUGGACCUGCGGCAUGUCUCAGUAUAUGGCAGUGUAUAUGCCAUUGCUGAUGUGGCUUUCUGCAUGGGCUUUGCUUUAGGCCCAUCAGCCGGUGGGGCAAUAGCACGGAGCAUUGGCUUCCCAUGGCUCAUGACCAUCAUUGGCAUAGUGGACAUUAUGUUUGCCCCACUCUGUUUCUUCCUCAGAAACCCCCCAGCCACAGAAGAAAAGAUGGCCAUUCUGAUGGACACCAACUGCUCAAUGAAGACUCGCUCAUACUCGACACAGGGCACGCACUACCAAAUGGGAGAUGACAUGGAAACGGAGAGCGAUGAGUAA